Molecule: messenger RNA, 1543 nt
Organism: Asparagus officinalis (garden asparagus)
Lineage: Eukaryota; Viridiplantae; Streptophyta; Magnoliopsida; Asparagales; Asparagaceae
Product: pentatricopeptide repeat-containing protein At1g09820-like
Exons: 2
Coding region: 41-985 (314 amino acids)
Molecular function (GO): protein binding
Source: RefSeq, a predicted model, not a curated record
AGCUCAAACCCUCGCUCCUGCUUCAAUCACUCUCGCGAUCAUGUCCUCUUCCUCCCGCUUCCUCGCUCGUUUCUUCUCUUCAUCGUCAACCUCAACCCAAACCCUAACCCUAACUCCUCCUCCUCAAUUCAACCUCAGCACCAUCACCGACCUCGCCAACCUCCGCCAAUGGCCGAAACUCCGCUCUCACCUCCACUCUCUCCUCUCCAACCCCCAAACCCUACCCCUCUCAGUCCCCUCCUUCUUCCACUCUCUCUCCUCCUCCUUCCUCCCUCGCUCCUCUCAAUCUAUCGUCGCCGACAUCCUCAUCCUCUCCCUCCUCUCCGCCUCCGACACCGCCGCCGCCGUCGACGCCUUCUUUCGCUCCGGCCAUUACAGGUACAAGCUCUCAACUUUCUCUCUAAACCCUUUACUAAGUUCCCUCAUCAAAACCCAUCACCUCAACCUCGCCCAGUCCGUAUUCAAUCAAAUGCUCACCUCCAGAAAAAUCGCUCCCAAUUCCAUAACUUUCAACACCAUGAUCAAUGGACUCUGCAAGAGUGGAAAGCUUACUAAAGCUGAGGACAUGAUUAAGGAUAUGAAGGCUUGGGGGGUUUCGCCAAAUGUUGUUACUUAUAAUACAUUGAUUGAUGGGUAUUGUAAGAGAGGGAAGAUGUAUAGGGCUGAUGGGUUAGUUAAGGAGAUGGUGGGGUUUGGGAUUUUGCCUAAUUCGGUUACUUUUAAUGUUUUGAUUGAUGGGUAUUGUAAAGAUGGGAAUUUGAAGGGUGGGUUGAAGUUUUUUGAGGAGAUGAAGAGGCAAGGGGUUGAACCGAGUGUGAACCUUGGUGAGAAGAGGAAGAUGGAUGAGGCCAAUGGGCUACUAAAUGAAAUGUUGGAGAAAGGAUUGGUUCCGAAUAAUGUUACUUAUGACAUAAUUAAAGACGGGAUGGUGGAGAAAGGAUUUGUUCCUGAUAUAGAUGGGCAUCUUUCUAAUAGUGCAUCUUAGCAUUGUAUAUGACGAAAAGAUUGAUGGUGUUCCCGUAAAUGGAGUUAUUUUGACUGAGGUGUUACUAAAAUUGGGUUGAUGGUAACUUCUAUAAGAACUUUUGACAGUGUUUGCUAGCAGAAAGUGGAUGCCAAACUGUUAGUUUCAAUGGUAAAUUGGACACGUGGCAUCAAUAAGAUGAAAGAAGCAAAACAAACUUCUGGAAAAUGUAAGAUGCAUGAAGCAAAUGAGUCAGCAACUGAGAAGUUAAGCAUCGCAAAAGUUCAUUUCAAUGAAGAAGUUUUUCCUUAGGAGGAGCAAGUAUUAUUUGGUUUCAAUGUGACCAGUUGAAAUUAGAGCUUGCAGUGACAGAGAACAGCAUUCGCCACAGGCAAAACAAACAAAGAAAUAUAGAAGUUUUCAGCAGCAAACCUCAAAAGUAAGGAAGUACACUUCAGAUGUGAGAGUAUUUGUAAAUAAAAUAGAAAAAAUCAAAUAUCGGGAUGCUAGGAAUGUUGAUGUAAUGUAAGCACUCAUGUUUCAGAAAGUGAAUUCCAUCUUGAAGGGUGUUCUUUUUAU